Messenger RNA from Pygocentrus nattereri (red-bellied piranha), 3506 nucleotides. It is a transcript of the gene kif9, whose product is annotated as kinesin family member 9. The record is from RefSeq and is a predicted model, not a curated record. The transcript is spliced from 24 exons. NCBI's taxonomy places the organism in Eukaryota, Metazoa, Chordata, Actinopteri, Characiformes, Serrasalmidae. Gene Ontology annotation, biological process: microtubule-based movement. Gene Ontology annotation, molecular function: microtubule binding; microtubule motor activity; ATP binding. The coding region runs from base 588 to 3068 and encodes 826 amino acids.
CAACAGCAUGGGCUUGUUGUCAGUCAGCCAUCAGUGGUGUGAGUGAAAAGGCCAAGAAGCUCCUCAGUGAAAGGAGUGGUGAACAGGAACUCCUUGUCCUGACUGAUUUAGAGAAUGAUCAGGCUGCCAUAUGUGAUCAUUGCGAGGUCUUCCAAGAGCUACUGGAGGUUCUAGAAGCUGGCAUAAAAAAAGCUAGAUGACAAACAGAAAAUCUACUCGGAAGUGACUCAGAAAGCUGCAGUCUCUGGUGUGGCUGGACUUGCUACUGUGUCUCCAGCUGUUGCUCCAACAGCUCAAGCAGAUGCCCCUUGCGUGAGGAUGAGAGUGAUGAAGAACAGGGAAUAUAAGGCUUGUCAUGAGUCCUGUGCUCACAGAUGGUGCCACCCAGUGAAUUUGAUGAUGAAGUCCUGCAGGGACUCCCGGUUCACUAUACUGAUGACAUCACAAGUGCUUGCCGCACCAACUUCCAUGCGUGAGCUCACCGCUGAAGCAGACAAUGGAUAAAAGGCCCCUCUUCUCUGUUGCCAGGGAGACAGUGCCGAGCUCACAGCAGCUAAUGUUUACAUGUCAAAACCUUAAGGCCUUUAAUGGCGUUGCUUCCCGUCAUCACCUUGCAGCAUUGGGUAGCAUCUUAUACGAAACAGAACAGUUUAGUUUCACCACAAAGGAAGCGGGGAAGUGAGAAUGCUGGUGUGAUGAGUGCACACGGCAGUGAGGUGAAGGUGUAUGUCCGCACCAAACCUACAGCCUGCUUUGCCCAAGAGCUCAUUGAAUACGUGCCGGAUAAACAGACGGUGAAUGUGCGCUACAGGCGGGAUACCAAGAAAGGGGUGGUGAAUAAUCAGAUGAGCUCUUGGUCAUUUCGUCUGAGUGGCGUGCUGCACAACGUGUCUCAGGAAGAGGUCUAUCAAAGUGUUGCCCACAGUGUGGUGCUCAGAGCUUUGGAGGGCUACAACGGUACAAUUAUGUGCUUUGGGCAGACGGGGGCAGGAAAGACAUACACAAUGACUGGUGCCACCGAGAGUUACAGACAAAGAGGCAUCAUCCCUCGUGCCAUACAGGAGGUAUUUCGUGAGGUGGAGCAGCGUGUAGAUCACACCUUUUCUGUGCACCUCUCCUUUCUGGAGAUUUACAACGAGACCUUGGUGGACCUGCUUGCUUCAAUAAAAGGCGUCCGGGCAGCACAGGGUGGGGCUUUGGUUGUCGUGGAGGAGCCAGGGGGUGGGGUUUCAGUGAAGGGACUGUCUCUACAUUUGGUUCACAAUGAAGAGGAGGCUCUCAAUCUGCUUUUUGAGGGCGAGAUGAACAGAAUAAUUGGCGAACAUGCCCUCAAUAAGAACUCCUCCAGGUCACACUGCAUCUUCACCAUCCACAUUGAGUCUCGUUCUCGGACGCUGUCAAAUGCAUCGUAUGUUACAUCCAAACUUAAUCUGGUGGACCUCGCAGGAUCAGAAAGGCUGAGCAAAACUGGGUCUGAGGGUCAGGUGCAGAGAGAAGCCUUGUACAUUAACAGAUCUCUGUCCUUCCUGGAGCAGGCCAUUAUAGCCCUGGCCGACCGGCGUCGUGAGCAUGUACCCUUCAGACAGAGCAAACUGACCCAUGCCCUUAAAGACUCUCUUGGUGGAAACUGCAACACAGUGCUGGUGGCAAACAUUUAUGGUGAGGCAGCACAGAUCGAGGAAACGCUCUCUACACUUCGUUUUGCUGCCAGGAUGAAACGUGUGCACACUGAACCAUCCGUCAAUGAGCACGUCGACCCUGCUCUCCAGAUCCGAAGACUUCAAAAAGAAGUCCAACUUCUGAAGCAGGAGCUUUCCAUUCAUGACACAUUGGCUAAUCGUGUGGGUGCAAUGUAUGAGAAUCUUUCAGAGUCGCAGGUAGAAGAGAUUAACAGCCAAGUUCAGAAAUACCUGGCUGGCACACUGGAUGAGAUCACGAUUGUGAGCAUAAGACAGAUCCAGGAAGUGUUUGCCCAGUUUAAAAAAGCUGUGCAGGAACAGGAAAAGUGGAUUAAGGAACACCUCAGUCAGGGAUACUCUCUGGUGGAAAACACCCAGAGCAACCUGUCCUCUUCUGCUGCGAAAGGUCAGGAGCCUGCAGGAGCUGUAGGGGAGGUGGAGGGUGGUUUUGGGCUUGGAGUGGCUGCACCCUCGCAGAGACACACUAGACCUCCAUCACCCAGCAAAAGCAAAGGCAAGAAGGGCAAAGAGAACAACAGAAAGGAUGGUGCAGGAACCUCAGGUCCAGCAGAGGGUGCUGCUGUAAAGCAGAGAGAGACAGAGGUCUUCACGCCUAUUGCUGAGCCUGAGGGCGCAGAGGCGCCACACAUGUCCAGAGAAGGAGCCAAGAAGAAAAGCGACACUCCUCCAUCUAAGAUUGAGGCAUUUGAGGACUUCAAGAUGGAGCGGGGCAGCGAGAUCAACCGCAUCCUGAAGGAGAACAAAGCUGUGCUGCUGGAGCGCCUGGACCAACUGCACAAACUCACACAAGCCAUUAACUCCAUGAAAUGGGACAUUGACCACAUGAGUUCUGAACUCCAGCUGCAUAAAGAAAAAAGACAGAGUCAAGGGCAGUUUCUUAGUGCGGAGGGUGAGCCCGUGCUGGAGGAGGCUGAAUUAUCUCUGAUCAUGAGCCUCAGAGAGAUAAAGGACAGAUACAGACAGACCUAUGAAGAGCUGCUCAGCACCAAAGCUGAAGUGCGCUACUGUCAGCAUCUGGUGGACCAAUGCCGCACACGCCUGCUUACUGAGUUUGAGAGCUGGUACAAUGAGUCUUUCCUGCUGCCAGACGAGGUACAGGACAUCUUCAGGGAAGGUGGACCCAUAAGACCAGGCUUGGUACCUCUGGACAAAGCUUUGACUUUGGAAACUGAUGAACAGGAGCAGUUUGAGUGUCUUCGUACAGAGCUGCUUGCAGAGAGUCCCAGGGCUGUGUCCUUUUACAAUGCACACAACAGGACUCUACUGAGGAGGGGCAGCAGGCCAGUUCCUCACAGUCCUGAUUCCAGGAGGAACAUGGGAGCUGGAACAAACAAGCUCAAACUGCCUGCUAUCUUCUCCGUCACCUGAGCAUUAGACUCCCUUGCCCAAAUAACUUACCUCCGUGGCUACACAACCACCUGCAAUGAUUAUCAAAUGUGAAAAAAGGUUUUGUAACAUUAAAUUACACGAGGCAUGCUUAUUUCUGAAAUUCACAUUUGAUCUAAUUCAGACAGUAGCAUUUGGAGGGUAUUGGGGGGUGAACAUGGUUCGACACCAAAUCAUUAAAGCAUUGCAUAAUUAUGGAAAUAUUUAAAUAUUUAUUUGCCAUUAUCCCUAAAAACUCUUUGUAUUAAGCAUUUUAUAUAUAUAUUACACACACACACACACACACACACACACACACACACACACACACACACUAGAUUUGCCACUAGUAGCCUCCAAAGUACAAAUUAACAAAGUAUUUUCCACCCCUAGUAACUUCAGGACCUCUUACAUUCUCCACAUUGUUCAAGAUCUAAGUAG